AUGAAGACAUUUGUUCAAGAUCACAAUCGUGAUUUGGCAUUGCCUGCUUUCACUAAUGUCAUGACAGCCCACCGCAACAUCAACGAAGGUAAUAAAGCCCACAUUCAUAGCAUGCAGGAUUCUAGACCAGUCAGAUCAUGGGGUUCUUUGCAUAUUUGUCCGUGGUUAUCGAAACUUUCACUUCAUAAAGAAGGACAUUUACAACUAUAUCGACGAUGUAUGUCGCUCUCGGAUCAUUCAGGGAGAUGCGGCAGCAGCAAUAAGUUAUCUGAAGAGGAAACUGAGGUGGAUCCAUUAGCUAUUGUGAUGUACACAUAUUGUCCCGAAAACCACCUUGGUCACCUGUUUUGGUCGCAGUAUGACUAUGAGUGCUUUAGUGAUUUGUUGGCCUUUGAUUCGACGUAUAGGAAGAAUCUAUACAACUUGCCUUUGGUAAUGUUUUCUGGAACUAAUCACCACCGACAGACAAUACUUUUUGGUUUCGAGUUGCUGGAGGACGAGAAAAUUCUAUCUUAUAAGUGGCUGCUAGACACUUUCCUGGAAGUAAUGCAUCAAAAACAGCCCAAAGUUGUGGUUACAGAUGGAGACGAGUCAAUGAAGGAGGCUAUUAGGGUAGAUUUUCCUAAUGCCACGCAUCGACUUUACGCCUGGCACCUAGCGUGGAAUGCUAUUUCGAACAUCAAGGAUAAUGAUUUUUGUGAUGCAUUUAAGACUGCUAUGUAUGGUCAUUUUGAGGUUGAGGAGAUCGACUAG
Molecule: messenger RNA, 753 nt
Organism: Arachis ipaensis
Lineage: Eukaryota; Viridiplantae; Streptophyta; Magnoliopsida; Fabales; Fabaceae
Source: RefSeq, a predicted model, not a curated record